Messenger RNA from Brassica napus (rape), 5071 nucleotides. Its product is annotated as neurofilament medium polypeptide-like. NCBI's taxonomy places the organism in Eukaryota, Viridiplantae, Streptophyta, Magnoliopsida, Brassicales, Brassicaceae. The coding region runs from base 4118 to 4756 and encodes 212 amino acids. The transcript has 2 exons. The record is from RefSeq and is a predicted model, not a curated record.
GAAUUGUUAGAAAGUUCAGGUGUAUCAGCAGUCAGCAGAAGUACUCCUUGCAAAAGCUCUUGCCAAAAUUGCGGUUGAUUUUUCCCUUGAAGCACUUUCUUCUGUUGUCUCAAUGCCAAGUGGUACAGUGAUUUUAAAUGCCAUUUGUUGUAGGGAUUCAGUUAAGAAAAGGUCACUUCUAACAUCAGUGGAGAACCAUGUCACACUACUUCUUGAAGCCGGGAAACUGUACACACCAUCCUAAGUUCCUAGUUUUUUUCUGUCUCUGCUGAAACACUAAAAGAAAAUUACUAAGAUGGUUGUUUGUUGCACAAAUCUGUGGUUACUACACUGAGGAGAAUCUUUAUCAGAAGACAAAGUUAAUUCGAUUGAAGGGUUAACUCUAACAGCAGAUGGACAAGGUGCUGUUUUCAAUGUUGUACAAUCGGAUGUAGAUCAGUUCAUAGCAGCUGGAUCAAAGAAUGCUGAAAGUAUGAGCUUGGAGUAAUAAGUUGCCUAAACUUCAAGAGAGAGAGAACCAGUGCGGAGAAGAUAUGGUCGCGGUGGCAACCAAAUGGGAAAUAGGUUUGGUCGUGGCAGAGGAGGCGGCAGUAGAUUUGGUCGUGGUGGUGAUGGUAGAGGCCAGAGAUGGUGAAAAUCUCUAACCCAACACCUUCCCAUUGAUCAAAACUCCUAAAAUACCAUAACUAUUUUAUUUAUUUGUUUUUGUUUUAUUUUCUAUAAACAACUUUUAAGGGGAAGCUCUUUUGUUGCUCUUUUAUCAAUUUUGUGUAAUUUGGAUGAUAAUGAUGACAACUCUUAUCAGUGUUCAUGGCUUACCAUUUCUUCCGGGUGAAAUGAUUCUUUAAUGGUUUGAGCAUUUGAUUUUAUGGAGAGAUAACAACACCAUGCUAUUUUAAAGACAUUUCAGCAUUUUUGUAUAUAUGUUCGACAUGGAACACCCUAACCCGAGCAUCGCCUGGACAUCACAUGAUAUGCGGUCCAAAGCACUUCCACGACCCCUGAUUAUCACCAAUGCUAGCAUCCUCGGGUUAGUGUUCAUGAACUUGUUUAAAUCAACGUAGGCUUUCUCAAAACUGUAUCGUCGAUGUUGGCUGGAAGGUCUACGGUCUACCCUGUUACUAAGGGGAGAAUAGUCCUCUAACAUAUUCCAUACCGACACCAAUCUGCUCACAUUUUAGCUGAAUUCUUGUUUUCUCCUAAGUUCAAUAAGAAAGUUUUAAUUUUUCAUAUGUUUGUAUGACUAGUACACAUAAACUAGGAUCCAUAUUUGUAAUGCCUCAAAAUCUAAACCUUAUAUAAUCAGAAAUUGUGAUUCAUAUGAAAAUUUAACACCAUGAAACAACAAACGCGCUUCCAUAUCAUCUCCAAACUUCACGUUUGAGAACAUGUAACAAUCGACCCUUAUUCAAUCCCAUAGAAGAAAAUCGGACUUUACUCUGGAUUGCCCCAGUAACUCCUAUGUUCAUUCUAUUUUAUCCCACCAAUUAAAAACAAUAUAAUUUUUAAUAUAUUUUAAUCAGAAACGUGGUGAAAAUCGAAAUUGCCCUUAAUGAAACCAAGUAUUUACAGGAUCCAACCUAAACUAUUUGACUCGACCCACUAUUAGCCGGAUCCUUAACCAGAUCCGCGCGUUCCUUUCCCUUUUCUCUUCCAUUGUCGUCUCUCACUCUCUUCUAAACUUUCUAAACCUGAAAAUUGAAAAAAAAUCCUAGAACCGACGAAAACGAUGAAGCUCACCGCAUUGACUGCUUCCUUCACUGCUUCUUCUCUGAUCUUCCCUUAGUCCCUCGUGCCAUUCCUUGUUACUCUGAUUUCAUCAUUUCCCCAAAUCAGUCUGUAACCCUAGAUUUGACGAAAUCAAUUGAAAAAAUUGAUCGAAUCAACUGCUCCUGCGGCGUAUUCUAUUCUCCCGCUCCUUCUGUCGGCGACACAAUCGACGGAACCCUAGACUUCAUCUCCCAUCUCCUGUUUUCGUUCUCGUCUCUUCCGUGUAAAAGGGGAUCAAGAUAUUGAGAGGCUAUAGAUAAUGGCAGGCCGAGGUCGAGGGAGAAAAAAAUCUCAGCAGAAAAAGUCCACAAAAAGAAACAGUGCUCCUGUAGAAGAGCAGCAUGUAGAAGAACUUUCAACAGAGAAUGAUAGUGAUGAUCUGCCAGCACACGGAAUUGAGUCUGAUAAUCAGGGAACCGAUAAUCAGUCUGCAUCAUCUCAGGUAAAUUAUUCCCAAAUGCUAAUAAACAGACUAGUAAGAAACAAAUGCUAAUAUAAUUUUUAUUUGGUUUACAGGAGUGCCAACCACUGCCACCUGAUGAGCUAUGUUUCAAGAACACCGAGUUCACCCAGACGUGUAAGAUACAGAGGAAGUGUUAUGUGACCGAGACGGUGAAGUUUCUGAAGAAGGCUAGGUUUAAGCCUGAGCUCGAGUGGUUUGAAAACCACCCUCAGUUUUGCCAUUUUUUCCACAUGCCCGAUGAACCAAACUUGAAGCUGCAUGGUAUGUGGAUGCUUCUACUGCGCACUGUUCCUUUACAUGAGUCAGAGGACACAUCUUGGUUUGCUGUUAAUGGAGUGCCCAUUCGGUAUUCAAUGAGAGAGCAUGCUCUCAUCUCGGGAUUGGACUGCCAUGGCUACCCGGCUAAGUAUAAGAAGAUUGGAAGCUUUGCGUUUGUAGACAGGCAUUUCAAAUCACAUAAGGAGAUCACUAUGCUAUCUGUGAGAGAGAAGUUGUUGAGUAUGAGUGUGUGUGGGGAUCGACUCAAAAUGGCAGUGCUUUACUUCUUAGGCACGAUUAUCAGAGCGAGGGGAAGGUAUAAUGCCCCGUUCGACCCUUUCGUAUUAAGAAUCGUCAACGAUGUGGAGGUUUGUAAAACCUUUCCUUGGGGUCGGUUGACGUUUGAAGAUGCUCUCCGGUCCAUCACUCACGUGAUGAAGCAUCUGAAAGGGAAACCUAAGAAUAAUGUCAACUUUCCCGGGUUCAUAAUUCCUUUGGAGGUAAAUUUGAUUUAUCCUUAUGAUUUUUUUUUUUCGAGUGUAUUUUUUUUCUUAUGAUUUUUUUUUCUUUUGACAAUCAGAUCCUGGCAUUUGAGUGUAUUCCAGCUCUGAAAGCACGAUUAAGAGAAGGCGUAGAAGGCUGUAUGAGUAAGUGUCCGAGGAUGUGUAAAAAGCGGUUCCAAAGUAACAGCAUGAAGGGUUAUCCUCUUGAGGAUUUGUACGACACACUAGGAGAAAUUAAGGUAUGUGUUACGUGUUGUUUUGUUUUUAUUAAGUGAGUGGAAUACAAUGUGUUUGAUAUUUUGUUUGGUAUAAAUUUUCAGGUUAUUGAAAGUGUUCUUGUUCCUACUGUUGAUGAGGAACCUCUCAUGGCACGCUUAAUGGAUGGGGAGCCAGACUAUAAAAAUGAAGAAGGCGUGAGUAAUUUGUGGAGCACGUGGUUGACUGUUAAGGAGAAGCCUAUCUUUUGGCAAGAACUCUAUGAGUUAGAUGUGGCUGCAAGGGAGUUUCCUCAGAAGAAAGACAAAAGGAAAGUGCAUGAAGAAGCAUCCUCCUCUAAUACAAGUUUGGAGGACGUUUUGAAAGGGUUUGAAGAGAGGUUGAUGACAAGUUUGAGUGAAGUAAAUGGGAAGGUGGAAAAAAUGAACAAGAGGCUUGGGAAGAUUGAACGUUGCCAAGUUGUUUUAAAAAAGAGGUGUAAAAGGAUGAAGACAAUGGAGAAGAAGCUUGAGAAGAUUGAAGAUUGCCAAUAUUAUUUAAAAAAGAAGGCCAAGAAGGUGGAGAAAGAAAUGAAGGAAAUGAAAGAGAAGAGGAGGAUAAGGAGAACAAUGACGGUUUCGACUAUCAUGGCAUGGAUUAUGACUGGGGUGGACAGUGGAAUGACAGCAAUGGAGCGGACGCAACAACCAAAGAACCUGAAGAUGCAGAUAUGGUUGAAAAUACAGAGGUGGUAGAAGAGAAAGAGAGUGAAGAAGACGCUCAGAAGGACGAUAGAGGUUCUGAGGAAGAGACAUAACCUGAACCUGAAGCAGAAGCAGAAGCUGAAGAAGACAAAGAAAAAGAGGAUGAGGAAGAGAGUGAAGAAGAGGCUCAGAAGGAACCUGAUGAGGUUCAAGAUGAGGUUGAGAUGAAUGAAGCCAAUGAGAUUGAAGAAGAGGUUGAAACAGAGGCUCGGGUUGAAGUUGAAACCGAGAAAACUCCUACACCACCAUGUGGUAGGACUAAGGCAGCAGCCGCGAGGAGACAAAUCCUAACAACACCAGAGAAGUUGUUUGGAAAUGCUGAAAAAAUGGUGGAGGAAGAGGUGAAAGAACCUGAGGAAGAGGGUGAAAAAAUGGUGGAGGAAGAGGUGGAAGAACCUGAGGAAGAAGGUGAAAAAAUGGUGGAGAAAGAAGUGGUAGAGCCUGAGGAAGAGGCUGGAAAAAUGGUGGAGGAAGAGGUGGAAGAACCUGAGGAAGAGGCUGGAAAAAUGGUUGUCUACGAAGGCAGUACUUGUGAAACGAAGGAAGCUGACAAGGGAGCAGCCAAGCCUUCUGGAACUGGGGUCAAGCAUAGGCCAAAACAAAUGGCAUUGAGGAAGCACGCUACUAAGCAGGCUCCUAAGCCGAGGGGUAGACCGAGAAAGGAUACUGAACCAAAGAAGUUCACAACGCCAGAACAGACAAAAAGGACACGUUCACGUUCACAGUGGGUUUCCACUCCUUUCACUGAAGCUAACACUGAUGAGAUUGAAGGGCGCAAGAAGAAGCCUAGAACAAAGGCGUAGAAGACAAGAAGCUUAAAAUAUUUUGGGUGUUAAGUAUUUAUCUCGGAUUUGUUGUGAACUUAUGUAAGAAGUUAUGUUUUGUUGCUUGCUGGUCUGUAAAACUUGAAUGAUAUCUCUUAUGUAGGAUGCUCUGUGUUGUGUGAUUGUCUUGCAGCAGGUUUAGCCCAAUUGAGGACAAAACGAUCUAAGUCUUAAGAAAACACAUUUGUACUACUAGGUUUAUUAUGUAUUACUAAGACAAACAAAAUUUGUCAACAAUAAGAAAAAAAAAAUAUAAGAAAAAAAAAUGGCACAUGUAUAAAACGUGUAAAACGU